This is a messenger RNA of Hibiscus syriacus, 1073 nucleotides long. RefSeq names its product polyadenylate-binding protein-interacting protein 5-like. The record is from RefSeq and is a predicted model, not a curated record. NCBI's taxonomy places the organism in Eukaryota, Viridiplantae, Streptophyta, Magnoliopsida, Malvales, Malvaceae. The transcript has 3 exons. Bases 119 to 736 code for a protein of 205 amino acids. Gene Ontology annotation, molecular function: ubiquitin binding.
UGGCAUCCUUGUUAAAAAGCAUUUUAUUAUUGCCUUCCAUUUUAAUCGCAGAUCUCUUCAAUCAUCUUUUUUUUUUUCUCAGACGAUCUUCAACCGCUCCGAACAUUCAGUGUUUUCCAUGAAGACGAUGAAGCCUGGAGUUUCUUCAUUGAAUCCCUAUGCAGCAUCAUACAUACCUCUUGCCAAAAGGGAGGCCAACGAUAAUGUGACAGCUAAACACAGCAAUGAAAAUGCUUGGUUUGAACCUUCCUUGCACUUUGCACAUAAGCCGCAUUAUAGCGGUGCUUCUCUCGAAUCUGUUGCCCAUGGUACUAAAAAGCAUCAGGUUGCCGAAGGAUCUGCCGUGAAAAGCCACCCUGGUUGUGGUUUUUUGAUGCAAAAUCCAGGUGAGAUGAUUGACAAGCAGUUUAUGGAUGAAGAAUUUGACAUGGAUUUGGAGUAUCUUCGCAUGACAUUCCCUGAUUUAUCCAAUGAGUCUCUUAUGGAUGCCUACUUGGCUAAUGAUGGGGACUUUGAAGCCACUGUUGACAUACUGAACCAACUUGAGAUGCACGCUGUAGAAUCUUCUGAAUUGCUUCCCGACACUUUGGAUAUCGGUGACAUCUCUGAGUCUGGGUCUUCAGCAACCUGCAGUCCUCUUAAACUGAAGAACAUGGCAGGCGAAACAAGUGCUUCUUCAUCAGGCACUGGAAAUCAGUUGUUGCAUCAUGAUCGACUUUCUCGAAGGAUAUUUUAGUGAAGGCUGAGAAAUAUGGUAUGUGAAGUGUUUAUGUUGUAUAGUUGUAUGCUGCUGCUCGCCUAAAACUAAUGCUGCUGUUGUGAGCUUUUAUUGUUUGGUGAAAAAGCUCCUUUUGCAGUUAACAUUGCAAAGUAUAGUUUUCUUCAGAAUCGAAAAUGGUUCUACAAGUUUGUUGCGGGUUUCCAUUUGCUCGAGCGUGCAUCGUUUGAGAUCGAUUUUAACGCACUAACUCUAGCUGUGUAGUCGUCGAGGCUCGAGACGAGGAGAUGACUCGAGCACGAGAUGGCGAUGCGUAUUCCGGCCACUCGAAUCUUUCUCCCAAUGUGCAUUAGAA